This is a messenger RNA of Branchiostoma belcheri (Belcher's lancelet), 2180 nucleotides long. RefSeq names its product ATP-dependent RNA helicase DDX55-like. Gene Ontology annotation, molecular function: nucleic acid binding; RNA helicase activity; ATP binding. The record is from RefSeq and is a predicted model, not a curated record. Gene Ontology annotation, cellular component: nucleolus. The transcript is spliced from 20 exons. NCBI's taxonomy places the organism in Eukaryota, Metazoa, Chordata, Leptocardii, Amphioxiformes, Branchiostomatidae. Bases 98 to 1876 code for a protein of 592 amino acids.
GCAGACCGGUGCAACCAGCUGCAACGUCACUUUUCUGGCAUAUGACGUCAUUUCCAGUGGCAAGGACGACCCGGAAGUGAAACUCUGAGAUGACAACAUGGAGAACACAUGGACAGAUCUGGACGUGAAGCUGUGUGAUUCGACGCACGACACACUGAAAGAGCUGGGGUUUCAACACAUGACUCCUGUACAGGCAGCCUGUAUCCCACUCUUUAUGUCCAACAAAGAUGUCGCAGCAGAAGCUGUUACAGGCAGUGGAAAGACGUUAGCUUUCGUCAUCCCCAUCUUAGAGAUUCUGCAGCGGAGAACAGAGAACUUAAAGAAACAUGAAGUAGGAGCUUUAAUCAUCACACCCACCAGAGAACUGGCCCUGCAGAUAGAUGAAGUUUUAUCAGCUUUCACAAAAAGACUGCCACAGCUGAGUCAACUUCUUCUAAUUGGAGGUGGGAAUCCUGUGGCAGACAUCAAGAAAUACCAAGAAAAUGGGGCCAACAUCAUAGUCUGCACACCUGGACGACUAGAAGACAUCCUUCGCAGGAAAGAGGAUGGCUUAAACCUGGCCGGACAUCUCAAGUCUUUGGAAGUGUUAGUGCUAGAUGAAGCAGACAGACUGUUGGACAUGGGGUUUGAGAUAAGCAUCAACACCAUCCUGUCGUACCUGCCCAAACAGCGGAGAACAGGUCUGUUCUCAGCCACACAGACUAAAGAGGUGGAGGCUCUGGUCAGGGCUGGGCUCAGGAACCCUGUCAGAAUCACGGUCAAGGAGAAAAAUGUCGCAGAAAAUGUACAACAAAGAACACCUGCCACAUUAGACAACCUGUACAUGAUGUGCAGAAGUGACGAGAAGUUGAACCACCUGGUAGCCUUCCUCCGUUCCCAUGGCAACGAGAAGCACAUGGUGUUCUUCAGCACCUGUGCCGGGGUGGACUACUUCUCCAGUGCUCUCAGGGAACUUCUGAAGAACACAAGAGUCAUGUCGAUCCAUGGGAAAAUGAAGCAGAAGAGAAACAAGAUAUUUGCACAGUUCAGACAGGCAGAAAGUGGAGUUCUGGUGUGUACUGAUGUCAUGGCCAGAGGAGUGGAUAUCCCAGAGGUCAACUGGGUUCUGCAGUUUGAUCCACCAAGUAAUGCAAGUGCAUUUGUACAUCGGAGUGGUCGUACAGCCAGGAUGGGCCGUGAGGGCAGUGCUGUGGUGUUCCUACUGCCCGAGGAGGACACGUACAUAGAGUUUAUAGCAAUCAACCAGAAGGUUACCCUGACACAGUUCAGACCUGAUUAUGAGGUAAAAGAUGUGCUGCCAAAACUCAGGAAAAUGUCCCUAAAGGACAGGGCCAUGUAUGAGAAGGCCAUGCGGGCUUUCGUGUCCUUUGUACAGUUCUACCGCAAACACGAAUGCAGCCUUAUCUUCAGGUUCAAGGAUCUUCACAUCCCCAGUUUAGCCAAAGGAUUUGGGCUGCUGAAAAUUCCCAGCAUGCCUGAGCUGAGGGGGCAACAGUUCCCAGAAUUCAUUGCCGCAGAUGUUGACAUCAGCAACAUCCCAUACAAAGACAAGCAAAGAGAGAAGUUGAGACAGCAAAGGCUCAGAGAAGGAGUUACAGAAGACAAGAGGAAGAAGUUCAAACAAAAGUCAUCAUCCUGGUCUCAGCAAAAGGAAGCCAAAGGGAAAAAGCAGGACAGAAGAAUGAGAAAAGAAAUGGCUGGGAAAAGAAAGGUAGAACAGACACUGAAAGAAGAAGAGGAUGACUUGGCCGAGUUGGCACGAGAUACAAGGUUAUUAAAGAAGCUGAAGAAGGGAAAGAUUACUGCAGACAGCUGUGACAAAGAGCUGCUGGGAGAGGGGAGUGAGGAAGACAGUGAAGAGGAGGUAGAGGGGUGAUCAUCUUACAGGAUUGAGAUGAGAUUGCCCUGGGAAGUCUCUAUUUUCAAACUAACAGAAAUGCCAAUCUUCAGUUGAGAUCCAUUAAAACUCUUUGUUACUGUUUGUUACUGAAAAGAUUUUUAACUGAUAUGGAGAAAUUAUAUCAAAAGACUUAAAAGAAAAAUUACUUGUACCCUAUUUUAGUAGUAAUUAUGGUAUACCUCACAUAGUGCCAAUAUUGUAUAUCCUUAUUCAAAUGAAGAAAUUAAAGAAUUGUCCAUACGGGUAGGUAAACUUCAAUAGAAUAAAGUGGGAACAAAAA